AUAUUUACUAAGUUGAAAAAAAUGCAACUAAUCUCGUAAUAUGAAUGCUAAACAGGAAGAAGUAGUUCAGCGCUCCUCGGCUCUGUUUUAACGCAGCAGACGAUGACCUCGUUAAAACGAAAAGGUUGAAAACUUGAAAUCGUUCGGAAUUUAACAUGGCAGAAACAAAGAUGAAAUGUAUAAGUAUAGUGAAGACCAACCUGCUGCUUAUCUUGACCAUGAUUGGAGUCGGUCUUGGCUUUGGUGCAGGGUUUGUGGCCAGAGAAUUCAAUCCAUCAGCUGAUGGCCUCAUGUGGAUAGGAAUGGCGGGGGAACUCUAUCUGAGGAUGUUGACCUCCAUGAUUGUACCUCUUAUCGUCUCCUCCGUCAUAACAGGGACAGCUUCUAUGGAUCCAAAAUCCAACGGGAAAGUAAGCGCUGUCUGCCUCGUUUACAUAAUGAUCACCAAUAUGGCGCCCACGAUUAUAGGGAGCAUCCUUGUGGUGGCCAUCAAACCAGGUGAGGGUGUCUCAGACGCUAAAAGCCAAUAUAAUUUGACCACAAACCUGGAAACACAAGACAUAUUUGCAGAUUUAUUGAGAAAUUUGGUUCCUUCGAAUUUAGUUGCGGCAACAUUUGAACAAGCACAAACCAAGUAUCAUGAUGAAAAGGUUCCGUCAAAUAACAAUCCUAAUGUGUCGAUUACGACUGUCACAAAGAGUGUUGGAUCCGCUCCUAGCUCCAAUAUACUGGGUUUGGUCAUUGUUAGUGCGGUGUUCGGACUCGCAACCAGUCAUAUGAAGGACGUGGGCCUUCCCUUUAAACUCUUCUUCAGUUCUGCCACGGAGAUCAUCCUCAGGAUUCUUCGCUGGUUAAUUUGGUCCACUCCCGUUGGGGUACUGAGCUUAGUGGCACGGACCAUAGCAGGAUCCCAGAACCUAGAGGAGGACAUGCGGAAGUUAGGGGUGUACUUUGGGACCGUGAUGACAGGGCUUCUUUUUUGUGGAUUUAUCAUUCAACCAAUCACUUACUUCAUCGUGUGUCGGAAAAACCCCUUCCGAUUCUGGUUUUCUAUUCUCGAACCCACCAUGAUAGUGUUUGCUACCUCCAGCACUGCCAUCGCCAUACCGGAAUCCUUUGAGUGUUUGGAGAAAGGGAAUAGCCUAGACAAAAGGGUGACCCGCUUUGUCGUUCCUCUUUCCGCCGCCCUGGGCCGAUGUGGAAGUUCUAUGUACAUCACAGUGUCCUGCUUGUUUGUGGCACAGCUGGUCAACGUUGAAGUGGACUUCGCGAAAGUUGUCAUUGUUUGCAUUUUGACCACCUUCUCCACGCUGGCAGUUCCCUCUGUCACGGGAGCCAGUCUGAUCACCGUCAUCAUUCUACUGACAGCCCUCAACAUCCCUGCCGAAGCAGCCUCCCUCCUCUUUGCUUUGGAAUGGUUUCUCGACAGAUUUCGAUCAGUGGUAAAUUACUACAUACAAACAUUGGGUGUCGUGGUCACCUACGAAAAAUGUAAAACUUCGUUACCAUCAUUAGAAGAAAAAGACGGUCCUUUGGAUGAAAAGAGUGUCGACAUGUCUGUUCCGCAAGGAAACGAACCAGAGAAUGUAGAGAGACCCGAUCAACAAUGCCACCUGUAAAGAUUUUGUAACUUUCAUUUUGCAGGAUAUAUUACAUAUUUAUGCAUGUUUGUACAUACUCUUAGUCCAAUAUGUUUUGAACAAUAUACUAUUGUCUCUAAUCGUUUAAUCUACAGUAACCUACAUGAUCUCAAAAAAAAUCUUAAAGAUCCACCAAUGAAUGUAUCAUGUGUAUAUAUGAAACCUUUCUAAUACUCAUACGGGUAUGAGUGUGUGUUCCUGACGUUUGAGAAGUGUCUACAUAUUUACAAAAUUUUAUCCACUAAAGUUUUUGUAUCUUAAAAGAAAUGAAUAAUAGAAUUUUCUAUGUUGGAAUUUGUUUCUAAUUUCAUGAAUGGUUUGAAGAGAUAUUAAAAUACCGGUAUACUAAGUACAGUACUUGAAAAUGGUUAUCAUUUCGUCAAUUUUCGCCCUAAGAAGACUUAGUGUUUACGUACUUUUGCAAAAACUGAAAGAAAUGGGUCAAUUUGAUGUCAGUUUAAUCAUUUGUAUUAAUAUAAAAAGUUGCAUAAUAUAAUAUAUUGAAUAAUUAUACAAUCUAUUUAUUAAAGUUAUAUUCUGCCCUAUAAAA
Messenger RNA from Saccostrea cuccullata (small rock oyster), 2190 nucleotides. RefSeq names its product excitatory amino acid transporter 1-like. The record is from RefSeq and is a predicted model, not a curated record. The coding region runs from base 156 to 1619 and encodes 487 amino acids. Lineage: Eukaryota; Metazoa; Mollusca; Bivalvia; Ostreida; Ostreidae. The transcript is spliced from 12 exons. Gene Ontology annotation, biological process: L-glutamate transmembrane transport. Gene Ontology annotation, molecular function: L-glutamate transmembrane transporter activity; glutamate:sodium symporter activity; neutral L-amino acid transmembrane transporter activity. Gene Ontology annotation, cellular component: plasma membrane.